Lycium ferocissimum is the source of this 1228-nucleotide messenger RNA. RefSeq lists its product as uncharacterized. Lineage: Eukaryota; Viridiplantae; Streptophyta; Magnoliopsida; Solanales; Solanaceae. Bases 140 to 1045 code for a protein of 301 amino acids. The transcript has 5 exons. The record is from RefSeq and is a predicted model, not a curated record.
AAAAUCCCAAAAUCCUUCAAAACUAUCUUCUUCCCAAACACCAAAUAUUGAACCUAAACCCUUUAAUAAUAUUCCCAAUCUACCCUCAAAUCACAUACUAAUUUACAAUAGUGCCAUUCUGCACAAUUUUCAGGUUUCGAUGGAUUUGGCUGAAAAUCCGGAAGAGGUAAAAGAGAAGAGAAAGGAUAUUGGUGGGUCGACCCGGGUUCGCAGAUUAUUGGCGAUUCUUCUCUCUUUAUGUGCCGUGUUUUCGCUAUCAUUUUCGUUGCUUUAUUUUGCUGUGUUUCUUGGAAACCUAUCGAUUUCCAGUCCAAUAUCUCUUCCUUCUCAAUGCAAAAUUGUAUCUAGCAGUGUGGAUCUUAGGUCAUCUAAAGUCUGUGAACUGGGGUUGUUGAAUUAUAAGGCAAAGCAUGUUCUUUACCCUUCUGAAAGAAAAAAGUUCCGAUGCCAUUAUGAUUACUAUUGGGCUUCUGUAUUUAAGGUCGAAUACAUGGAUCAUUCAGGUCAGGCACGACUUGCACUGGCAGAGGCACCUAAUGAGGCCCUUCCAUCUGAUUGUAGACCAAACUUUUCUGGUGCAUGGUUGACAAAGGAUAAAUUCGAGGUAAACAAGACUUAUGAGUGUUGGUAUACAUUGGGAAUAUCUAAAGUGCACAUAUAUAAAGAUGGCUUUUUUGAUUGCCAAGCAAAAGAUCCAUCAACUAUUGAGAUGUUUAUUCGAUAUUUAAUCUUGUUCAUGAGGAUAUUAAAAUCUUGGUAUGUUAGUGGGAUUUCAUACUGGCACUGGAAAUGGGAAGCUGUAGCCGGAGUUAUUGCUGGUUUCUGUACUUCCAUCGUAUCAAUAAUUUUUUUUGGAAUGUUACGAAAGUUGUUUUCUUGCAUCUGUCAACUUUCCGUGGUGAGAAGGCUUACUCUGCCUCUCAAUAAAGUCCGUUUAAAGAGAGUUUGUUUCCUGCUAGCUUAUGUGUCAUUUACUAGUUGGUUGGCCGUUCAAUAUCUCAGACGGAUUGGCCUCCCUGAAAUUGCAGUUCACUAUAGCAUGUAGCACUCAUUUUUGUAGAAGUGCUAGAGCCGGUUGGCAGUUUUAGCGGAAAUGUGUAACUAUGUAAUAUCCUUGUACCAGUAGACACAGUUUUCACAGAGUGUUUCUACCAUAUGUUGUAUUCUAGUUCCUUGUGUACAGAACGAAAUGCAGGAAUAAAUACAAGUAAAAGUUUAUCCCCGAUCA